AUGGGUAACAUCUUCGGGAACCUGUUCAAAGGCCUUUUUGGCAAAAAAGAAAUGAGAAUUCUUAUGGUCGGAUUGGAUGCAGCUGGUAAAACAACUAUUCUAUAUAAGUUGAAGCUUGGAGAAAUUGUUACAACUAUCCCUACUAUUGGAUUCAAUGUCGAGACGGUUGAGUACAAGAAUAUUUCUUUCACCGUAUGGGAUGUAGGAGGUCAAGAUAAGAUUCGACCAUUGUGGAGGCAUUAUUUCCAAAACACGCAAGCUUCUUUUAUAUUGCUAUCGGAAGAGGAAGCUGGACUGGGUCUUAUUUUCGUCGUGGACUCGAAUGAUCGUGAGCGUGUUGGAGAGGCUCGAGAAGAGCUGAUGCGUAUGCUAGCCGAAGACGAACUCAGGGAUGCGGUUCUUCUCGUUUUUGCUAACAAACAGGAUCUGCCAAAUGCUAUGAAUGCGGCUGAAGUCACGGAUAAACUAGGACUACAUACAUUGAGAAACAGGUCAUGGUACAUCCAGGUGAGAGAUUCAACGAUGACUCAUACAUUUUAUUGAUC
Messenger RNA from Strongylus vulgaris, 545 nucleotides. The record is from the annotation of a GenBank genome assembly. Lineage: Eukaryota; Metazoa; Nematoda; Chromadorea; Rhabditida; Strongylidae.